Frieseomelitta varia is the source of this 12221-nucleotide messenger RNA. RefSeq names its product dynein axonemal heavy chain 10 (gene Dhc98D). NCBI's taxonomy places the organism in Eukaryota, Metazoa, Arthropoda, Insecta, Hymenoptera, Apidae. Gene Ontology annotation, molecular function: dynein intermediate chain binding; minus-end-directed microtubule motor activity; ATP hydrolysis activity. Gene Ontology annotation, biological process: microtubule-based movement. The transcript has 45 exons. The record is from RefSeq and is a predicted model, not a curated record. Gene Ontology annotation, cellular component: dynein complex. The coding region runs from base 141 to 11702 and encodes 3853 amino acids.
GAGGGAUCAAGGGACAAGCCAGAUCGGAAUUAAGACCCGAGGUGAAAGCGUCACUUCCAUCUCACAGAGAUCAAAAAUCGUGGGUCUCUACCUCGGAGAAGCAGGCCAUUCAAGCAACGAAGAUUACUUGGGCGGAAUUUAUGAGCGGAUCGAUUCUCGUCGAGUGUCAGCUUCGUUUCCAAGUGAAUUUCGAUUGGGACCUGUUCGAAAUCAUUCACGAGGCUGAACUGAUGGAACAAUUAGGUUUCAAAUUAACGCCGGUAGUGAAAGACGCUAGCAUUCAGAAAAAUCGGUUGAGGGACGAUCUCGAGAUGAUUGAGAAAGUAAUCAACCAGUACAACGAGAUGAUCGACAAAAUGGACAAAGCGGAUAUACAAUUGUUGAGGAAUACGUUGUUGGACGUCGAGAAGCAUAUUCAGCCUGGAGUGAUGCGUUUCAAUUGGAACUCUUUAAAUAUUUUUGACUACGCGCACAGCUGUGAGAAAUUGCUGAAGAAUCUGAGCUCGAUCGUGGAUCAGGUGAACCGUAUGAAGAACGAUCUUGACAACAGAAUAAAUAACGACCUGCAGAAUUUCAAUCUAUUUUCCCUUCCUCUGAACUACUACAAGGAAGAAGAAUUGCUGCCUUGCAAGACUUAUUUCCAAGAGAUACAAAAUCGGAGAAUCGAGCUAGUUGGCGCGAUGUCGACGAUAUAUCAGUCGACGAGUCCGGUGUUGAUAAAACUGGAAAGUCUAGUAUUGGGGACGCAUACUGGAAGAAGCUCGUCCAUGCAGUUGUUUUACGAGAAGUACGAGAAGAAAAUAUUUUCCGCCUUCAUAACAUGCAUGAUGAAGAACUUGGAGUGUUUCAAUAAAACUCUGAUGGACACUAAACCGAUUUUCCAAGUGGACGGUAUAUUAAUCGCUUCAGAAGCGGUUCUGAGGCCAUCGCCUGGUGAAAUUUACAACAUUAUCCUGCAAAACGUGAGGAAUUUGUUGGAGAAGUUGAAAACAUUCCCCAGAUGGAUGAAUGGGACUUGUUUGGAAUGCAAGCCGCAAAGAAAAAACGAUUACGAAACGUUCGCCACGGUCACAUUCUUCGAGGACGUCAUGAGCAUUCAGGUAGUGAAUGAUAAUAUACUAAUGGUUCAAAGGUCGGCGCAUAAAAUAGCGUUGGACGCUUGGAACUAUCUGUACAGGUGGAAGAAGUAUAGUAAUUUAUGGUCGUUCGACAAGAACCUGACUGGUGAAAAGUACGCCGCGACCGAACCAACUCUUCAUCAAUACGACGAAAAAUUCUGUUUCUACGACAAUAUUCUCCAAGAAAUAAACGAAAUGGCACUCCAUUACGAUGUCUACUCCGUACGCAUCAAUCUCAGUUUCCUGCUCUCUGGUAUCAAGCAACACGCCAAAGAAUGGAAGCAAGUCCUCGGUCAUUAUCUUCUGCAUCAAACUGUUCACGAAAUGAACGAUCUACGUUUGAUAAUCGAGGACUUCCGAAGCGAGGUCGAACUUGUCAUCACUGGUUUAGAUCGUUUCACAUCUGUCAUGCAAGCGAUCUCCGACAUAAAGAAAACAGCGAUUCAAGCAGAAUUUCGUUACACGACGUGUCAGGAGACCUUUCGAACAUUGCUCAGCCACGACAUAAGUUUUCCCGAGGAGGACGAGCAAAUGGCUUAUAAUUUGCAACGUGAUUGGGAGUCCCUGUAUCUGGGCGCUUUGUACAGGGCUUCGACUCUGGCAACCACUUCCGACAGAUUUUCCGACAUGACGCAAGAGCAGAUAAACGAAUUCGUGAAGGAACUCGAGCAAUUUGCAGCGGACUUCGAGGUCAACGGCCCUGGCAGCGUAGGGGAGGACCUCGAACAUGGACUGGUCAAAAUGGACGAAUACGGGAAACUGAUCACGAAAUACGAGGAACGACGUCUCAGUCUGAUCAAGUCCGAGAUACUGUUCGAUCUGCCAGCGACUGAUUACUCAAUCUUCCUGAAAAUCAAGAAAGACUACGAGGGGAUGCAGCUGCUGUUCAAUCUGUACAAGGAACAGAGGGGCAUGAGGGACGUGUGGGCGCAGACACUCUGGGUGAACCUGGAUCCUCAACAGCUGAUCGAUGGGAUGGAUCACUUUAUCAGAGAGUUUCGCAAACUGCCGCGAUUCGUGAAGGAACUGAGCGUUGGGCAGGCUUUGGACACGAACAUGAGCAGCUUCAAGAAUUCCGUGCCGCUGUUCAUCGAGUUGAAGAACGAAGCGAUGAGGGAGAGACACUGGAAGCAACUGAUGGAGAAAACUGGACGAUAUUUUGAUAUGGAUCCGGACAGGUUCACCCUGGAGAACAUGUUCGCCAUGGAGUUAGGAAAAUACCAAGAAAUAGCUCGAGAAAUCGUGAUGAAUGCGGUGAAAGAGCUCGCCAUAGAAAGGGGCUUGAAAGACUUGGCUGAAGUCUGGAAAACCAUGGAAUUCACCGUGGUGAAGCAUUACAAAGGUACCGAGGAUCGAGGAUUCAUUCUGGGACCGAUCGACGAGUUGAAUCAGAUCCUUGAGGACAACAUGAUGAACGUGAGCGGCAUGGCAGCCUCGCAGUUCAUCGGCCCUUUUCUCAGCGCCGUGCAAAAAUGGGAGGUCACGAUGCACACGAUAUCCGAGGUUCUCGAAUUAUGGAUGCAGCUACAGAAGAGAUGGCUGUACCUCGAGGGUAUCUUCGUGGGCGGUGACAUAAGAUUCCAAUUGCCAGACGAAGCGAAGAAGUUCGACGAAAUUGACAAGUCCUUUAAGAAAAUUAUGACGGAUACCUCGAAGAGGCUGAACGUUCUCAAGUGUUGCACGAUUAAAGGUCGACGAGAGGAGUUCGAAUCGAUGAUCCGUGCACUGGACAAGUGCCAGAAGUCGCUGACAGACUACUUGAACAGUAAACGAGCCGUUUUCCCGAGAUUCACUUUCCUGAGCGACGACGAGCUGCUGAACAUCCUUGGCAGCGGCGUGCCCGCCGCCAUUCAAGAACACGUGGCCAAGAUGUUCGAUAAUUUGGACAGAUUCCGGUUCGAAUUAAACGACACCGAACGCGUGAUUGCCGCAGCGUUGAUCUCGUGCGAGGAGGAGGCGAUGGAUUUCAGAAACGUGGUUCUGGCCGAGGGGAAGAUCGAGGAGUGGAUGGUGCUCGCUCUGGACGAGAUGAAGAGAUCGAACAGAUUCCUGACGAAGAAAGCUGUCUACAAUUAUGGGAAAAUCAGAAGACCUAGGACGAACUGGAUGCUAGACUUUCAAGGAAUGAUGAUCCUGGCGGCUGAUCAAAUAUGGUGGACAGCAGAGGUGGAGGACGUGUUCGUGAAAAUGUCUCAAGGGCAGAUGCGUGCUAUGAAAGACUAUCUGAAGCAACUGAACAGCCGAUUAAACGAGGUGGUGACGUUGAUGGGCAGUGACACGUUGACGAACAACGACAGAAAGAAAUUUGAUAUGGUGUUGACGCUUGACGUUCACAUGAAAGAUAUUGUGGAGGGUUUCGUCAGAGACAGUAUUAUGGAUCCUGCGGAAUUCGAGUGGGAAAGUCAAUUAAGGUUUUAUUGGGUCCACGAUCUGGAUAACCUCUGGAUACAGCAAUGCACGGGAACGUUCGAAUACGGCUACGAGUACAUGGGGCUCAAUGGGAGACUCGUUGUUACACCUUUGACUGACAGAAUAUACCUGACUAUUACGCAAGCUCUAUCAAUGCAUCUGGGUGGAGCUCCAGCAGGGCCAGCUGGAACCGGAAAGACAGAGACUACGAAAGACUUGGCAAAAGCGCUAGGAUUAUUGUGCAUCGUCACAAAUUGCGGCGAAGGGAUGGAUUACGUGGCGAUAGGGAAGACACUGGGUGGCCUUGCGCAGUGUGGAGUAUGGGGUUGCUUCGACGAAUUCAAUCGCAUCGAUGUUUCCGUGCUAUCCGUCAUUUCCACGCAGCUUCAAACAAUACGCGCCGCUCUGAUGGCGAAAGCGUCCAGAUUCUUGUUCGAAGGAUACGACAUAGUGCUGGACACGAAAGUGGGCAUAUUCAUCACGAUGAAUCCGGGAUACGCCGGCCGAACGGAACUGCCGGAAUCGGUGAAAGCCCUCUUCAGGCCAGUGGUGUGCAUAGUUCCGGAUAACGAGCUGAUUUGCCAGAUAAAGUUGUUUAGCUCCGGCUUCUUGACCGCCAAGGCUCUGGCCAAGAAGAUGACCGUCCUGUACAAAUUGGCAAGCGAACAACUGAGCAAGCAGAACCACUACGACUUCGGUUUGAGAGCACUCAAGUCCGUGCUCAAUAUGGCCGGCCAGCUGAAGAGAACUUCCGGCGACCUGGCCGAGGACGUGGUGCUCAUGAGGGCGCUCCGCGACAUGAAUUUACCGAAAUUUAUCUACGACGACGUCCCCUUGUUCCUUGGACUUAUCGCUGAUCUAUUCCCGGACCUCGACUGCCCGCGGGUUCAUUAUCCCGAUUUCAACGAGGCUGUUAAUCAAGUACUGCACGAGCAACGAUACACUGUUCUGUCUGUGCAGAUAGAUAAAGUGGUUCAACUGUACGAAGUAAUGAUGACUAGACACUCAACAAUGGUGAUUGGACCAACAGGAGGUGGAAAGACUGUCGUGAUUGAAACUCUUUGCAAAGCUCAGACUCGUCUUAACAAACCUACCAAACUCUACAUUUUGAAUCCAAAGGCAUGCACCGUGAACGAACUUUAUGGAGUGUUGGAUCCAACAACUCGCGACUGGACAGACGGUCUCCUGAGUAACAUUUUCAGGGAAGUGAACAGACCAUUAGACGCGAAUAAGGAUGAAAAGAAAUAUAUCUUGUUCGACGGUGACGUGGAUCCACAAUGGAUUGAGAACAUGAAUUCCGUGAUGGAUGAUAAUAAAUUAUUGACUCUGGCUAAUCAAGAAAGGAUCAAGAUGCAGAAUCACUGUAGUCUGCUGUUUGAGGUAGGUGACCUGCAGUAUGCUUCGCCAGCCACUGUGUCCAGAGCUGGCAUGGUGUACGUGGAUCCAAAGAACCUGGGCCAUCAGCCUUACAUGGACAAAUGGAUAGAGAGUAAAAACAAAUCGGACCAGGAGCCAUUGCGCGGAUUCUGCGAGAAAUACGUAAAUGGCGCGAUAGCGUUCAUUAUAGAAGGAAUGCUCGGAUUGCAGCAACUCAAACCGCUUAAGAUGAUCAUACCUCAAACGAGUCUCAACAUGGUAGUACAACUCUGUUACGUAUUCGACGGUCUCCUCGCCGUUCUGAAUUCUCAACUACCUCUUGUUACCAAACUCGAGGAAAACGAAGAAAUAAGGGCAGAGCCAUUAUUCGCCAGAGAGGAAGUUCUCGAGGCAAUGUAUAUUCAAGCUUGCUACUGGUCCUUGGGAGCGUCCUUAGCUAGCGAGCACAGGCCUAACUUCGACGAUUAUAUAAAGAGAACUUCUGGAUACAUGAUGGUGCAGGAUACUGCCGAGAAACGAGCUACUGUGCGGUACAUUCCCGUGACGGAAAAGUUACUAUACGAUUAUUUCUUGGACUUGGAGAAGAAUAUCUGGCUUCCAUGGAAAGUUCUGGUCUCUGAUUACGUUCACGACAGAGAGAAGAAUUUCUCCGACAUUUUGGUCCCUACUCUAGACACCCUGAGAACUACGUGGUUCGUUCAGAUGAUGAACGAACGAAAUCGGCCGGUUCUUUUAGUUGGCGAGACUGGCACCUCGAAAACCGCUAUAAUUCACGAGUUCCUCCGAAAUUUGAGCACCGAAAAAUACAAUCAGCUCUUGAUCAAUUUCUCAUCGAGAACAACCUCGAUGGACGUGCAAAGAAAUAUAGAGGCCGUUGUAGAGAAGAAAACGAGAGAAAUUUACGGGCCACCACCUGGUAAAAAGUUGUUACUUUUCAUCGACGACAUGAACAUGCCACUUGUGGACACUUAUGGUACCCAGCAACCCAUAGCGCUCCUCAAGUUCUUAUUCGAGAGGGGUGGAUUCUACGAUCGUGGAAAGGAUCUUUCUCUAAUGUACAUGAAAGAUAUGUGUUACUUGGCAGCAAUGGGAAAGCCUGGUGGAGGAAGAAACGAAGUAGAUCCAAGAUUCAUCUCCAUGUUCUCUGUCUAUAACGUUGUAUUCCCUGCAGACGAGACGCUGAAUUACAUUUACACAAGCAUACUGAAUGGACACCUGCAGAUAUUUUCGGAGGAGGUGCAGGCAAUUGCAGAAACCUUAGUGCAAGUUACCCUGAGCCUCUAUCAGAAAGUUACCGCAGAAUUAUUACCAACGCCGAAUAAAUUCCACUACGUCUUUAACAUGCGAGACCUGUCGAGAAUUACCGCUGGACUUCUUCAAACCCACCCUGAUUAUCUUCCGAGCGUGAAACAGAUCGUUAGACUUUGGAGGAACGAGUUCACCAGAAUCAUAUGCGAUCGUUUGAUCGACGAAGAAGAUGAGAAUGUCGUGUUUGGAUACAUGAAGGAGAAGAUUGGACAAACUUGGGCAGAACAGCGUGAAAUCGUAGAGUACGUGAUGAGAGACCCUCUGUUGUUCGGUGAUUUUAGGAACGCGAUGAAUGACGAUGAACCACGAUUUUACGAAGAUUUGUUGGAUUACGAGGCUGUCUACAGUUUGUUGUUGGAGAUUUACGAGGACUACAACGAGAGGAACGUGACGAAAUUGCACAUGGUCCUGUUCAACGACGCGCUCGAGCAUUUGACCAGGGUUCACCGGGCGCUCAGGAUGCACAGGGGUCACGUCCUGGUGAUCGGUAUCGGCGGAAGUGGGAAGAAAUCGGUGAUCAAAUUAGCGUCGUACGCGGCCGACUUCCGAAUUUUCGAGAUCGCUCUGACUCGUGGCUACGGCGAGGCUUCGUUCCGCGACGACAUGAGGACGCUUUACAACAAGGUCGGCGUGGAGAAUCGGAGGAUCGUGUUCCUAUUCACUGGCGCUCACGUCGUCGACGAAAGUUUCUUGGAACUGGUGAACAACAUGCUGAUGACUGGCGUCGUGCCGGCGUUGUUCAGCGACGAUGAUAAGGACGAAAUUGUCAACUCUUGCAGAAGUCAGGCUGCAGAAGCUGGUUUUGGUGUCACCAGAGAAAGUGUGUGGUCAUAUUUCGUGAAAACCAGCCUGCAAAAUUUACGAAUAGCACUGGCGAUGAGUCCGUCUGGGGAUUUAUUGAGAACAAGAUGUCGGAGUUAUCCUGGUCUGGUGAACAGUACCACCAUAGAUUGGAUGCUCCCUUGGCCCGAACAAGCUUUGGUCUCCGUGGCCAAUGUUACUCUUAGAGACGAUCCAAACGUGCCACAAGCUCACAGAGACACUCUGGUAGAGCACAUGGUGUUCGCUCAUAAAACUGUUUGCGACUACACAGUGGAAUUCCAGAAGAAACUACGAAGGAGGAACUACGUGACACCUAAACAUUAUCUAGACUUCAUAAACAAUUACCUGCAACUCCUGGUGGAGACGAAAAAUUACAUAAAUUCACAAUGUAAUCGACUUUCCGGAGGGCUGCAGAAGAUCGCGGAGGCGUCAGUGACUCUGAACGAGUUGAAUAAGAUUCUGGCGGUGCAACGGGUAAAAGUGGCUGAUCAAACGAGGAAUUGCGAGCAAUUAUUGGCCUCCAUAGGAGAAAGUACGGAUAUCGCGGUGGAGAAGAAACAGUUGAGCGAGCACGAGAGGCAGGCGAUAGAGGAACAAAGGAAGAUAAUCGACAAAGAGGAAACGGAAGCGAAACAGGCGUUGGCUGAGGCGCAACCUGCCCUGGAUUUGGCCAGAGAAGCCCUCGGGGAACUCGAUAAAGCAGACAUCACCGAAAUAAGAUCGUUCGCGACUCCACCGGAACCGGUGCAAAUUGUCUCAGAAUGCGUGGCAAUGCUGCGAGGUGUCAAGGACAUUUCCUGGAAAGGUGCAAAAGGAAUGAUGAGCGAUCCAGGAUUCUUACGGUCGCUGCAAGAAAUGAACUGCGACAAGAUCACGUUGAAAACGCAACAAGCAGUGAAAGCUCAUUUGAAGAAAACCACGAAGCUGGAUCAGAUGCAGUUCAUCAGCAAGGCUGGAUACGGAUUGUACAAAUUCGUAAUGGCUGUGUUGGACUAUUGUGCCGUUUUUAGAGAGGUGAAGCCAAAGAUCGAUCGCGUCAAGGAAUUGGAAGCUGAAUCGGAGCGAGCGCGAAAGGCGUUGGAACGAGAGGAGCGGGAAUUGCGACGGCUGGAAAAGACCAUUGCCGAGUUGAACGCGAAAUACGAGAGUGCCACGGCAGAGAGGCAGAAGCUGCAAGAGGAGACGGACUUGCUUCAGAGGCGUUUGAUAGCUGCCGACAAGUUAAUCAGCGGGCUGUCUUCUGAAAACGAACGAUGGAGGAAGGAGUUGGAGACGCUUCAGGGACAGAUGGAGAAAAUUAUUGGAAACUGUCUGCUCUCCGCGGGAUUUCUUGCGUACUGUGGCCCAUUCACUUACGAGUACAGGAACCGGAUGUUGUACGACGAUUGGUGGAACAGUAUGGUGCAAAAGGGGAUUCCAUUCACGGAUACGUUCAGGAUACAGACUGAGCUGAGCAACGAUGUUGAAAUUAGCACAUGGACGUCCGAGGGUCUACCACCAGACGAAUUGUCCGUGCAGAACGGUAUUCUGACGACAAGGGCCUCCCGAUUCCCAGUUUGCAUCGAUCCACAGCAACAAGCUCUGAAUUGGAUCAAAAGGAGAGAGCAGAAAAAGAAUCUAAAGAUCCUGUCGUUCGCUGACCCGGACUUCCUGAAGCAAGUGGAACUUGCAAUAAAAUAUGGACUGCCAGUUCUGUUUCAGGACGUCGACGACAUUGAUCCUGUCCUAGACAACGUCCUAUCGAAGAACGUGCAAAAUGUGGGAGGUAGAAUAUUCGUUCUGCUUGGCGAUAAGGAAGUGGAUUACGACCCGAGGUUCAGGAUGUACCUCACUACAAAGAUGUCGAAUCCUAUUUUCGACGCUGCUGUAUACUCUAAGGCUACUGUGAUCAAUUACAUGGUGACACUAGGGGGUCUGGAGGACCAACUGCUGUCGGUGGUCGUUCGGACGGAGAGGCCAGACGUCGAGGAACAACGCGAGAGCCUAAUCGCCGAGACCAGCGAGAACAAGAACCUGCUGCAGCAACUGGAGGACAGUUUGCUCCUCGAGAUCGCGACGAACGAGGGCAACAUGUUGGACAACAUCGAGCUGAUCGAAACUUUGGAGAGCACCAAGGCCAGCGCGGCGGAUGUGCAGAGGAAACUCUAUCUGGCCGAAGUUACAGCCGCUGACGUGAACAAGCUUCGCGACGGUUAUCGACCGGUGGCGAACAGGGGAGCGAUACUGUUCUUCGUUCUGGCGGACAUGUCCAUGGUGAACCCGAUGUACCAAUACUCCUUGAGCAGCUACGUGGAGGUGUUCGUCUACUCGCUGAAGAAAGCGAUCCCGGAUCCAACGUUGAGUCGCCGACUUAAGAACAUCAUCCCGAUGCUGACGAAGAACGUGUACGAUUACGGUUGCACCGGGAUUUUCGAGAGGCACAAGUUGCUGUUCUCGUUUCAAAUCUGCACGAAACUGGAGGAGAGCACGGGGAACGUGAGCCAACAGCAACUGGACUUCUUCGUCAAAGGGAGCGUCACGUUGGAGAAGGCGGCGAGAGUCAAUCCCACGGAAUGGUUACCGGCCACCGGAUGGACGGAUCUGUUGAAAUUGAGCAGCGAUUUUCCCGACGACUUUGGCAACGUUGCCGACGAGCUGAGCUCGCACGCGGCUGAGUGGCAAGCUUGGUACGACAUGGAUGCUCCAGAGUCUGCAGAUUUUCCUCUAGAUUACUCCACCAAGUUGACACCGUUCGAGAAACUCAUGUUAAUACGCUGUUUCCGCGUCGACCGAGUUUAUCGAAGUGUCGUUAAUUACAUCACCGAGAUUAUGGGAGAAGAGUACAUCACUCCCCCUCACGUUAGUUUCGAAUUAAUCUUCGAGAAAAGUACGCCUACGAUGCCUGUUAUUUUCAUCCUAAGUCCUGGAUCUGAUCCAUCGUCGGAAUUAAUGAAGCUGGCAGACAAAUACGGGUGUGGGGGAGGAAAAUUUAAAUAUUUGUCGCUUGGACAGGGCCAAGAGAAGACUGCGAUAGAGCUAUUAGAGACUGCGGUGUCCAGAGGGCAAUGGCUAAUGUACCAAAACUGUCAUUUGCUAUUAAGUUUCACCAGAGUUCUAGAGAAACUACUGGAGGACGUUGGGAAGCCUCACCCGGAUUUCCGGUUGUGGCUCACCACUGAUCCAACCCCCACAUUUCCUAUUGGAAUAUUGCAACAGUCUUUGAAAGUGGUCACCGAGCCACCCAGUGGACUGAAAUUAAAUCUCGAAAGUACCUAUCUGAAGAUCAAGCCCCAGAUGCUCGAGAGUUGCGCGCAUCCUGCUUACAAACAUUUAGUUUACGUAUUAGCUUUCUAUCACGCGGUCGUUCAAGAGAGAAGGAGGUACGACAAAAUUGGCUGGAAUAUAAAUUACGAUUUCAACGAGUCGGACUUCAAUGUUUGCAUAACUAUUUUAGACACUUAUUUGACUAAGGCGGUUGUAGCAAAAGAUCCCAGGCUCCCUUGGAACAGCUUGAAAUAUUUGAUAGGGGAAGUAAUGUACGGUGGCCGAGUGAUAGACAGCUACGAUCGUCGGGUAUCCGAAACCUACAUGGACGAAUACUUCGGAGAUUUCCUAUUCGACAGCUUUCAACCCUACCAUUUUUAUCGCGGCAAGGAAGUCGAUUACGUGAUACCACCGGAAGGGGAACUGGAAGAUUAUCGAAAGUUCAUCGAGGGACUACCACUGGUGAACACUCCAGAGGUCUUUGGACUCCAUCCAAAUGCCGAAAUUGGCUACUUCACUCAGGCUGCGAAGGAAAUGUGGAGCAAUCUCAUAGAACUGCAACCGCAAACUGAAGUCGAUGGCACUGGGAUAAGCAAAGACGAAUUUAUCGACAACAUCGCGAAGGACAUACUUGAUAAAGUUCCUGUCGAGUACAAUCUCGUUAAAAUCAGAAAACACUUCGGCCCGAUGAUAACACCAACCACGAUCGUUCUUUUCCAAGAAUUGGAAAGGUUUAACAAGCUGAUUAGGGCGAUGAAAAUUUCCUUAACGAAAUUGAGAAAGGCUAUCGCUGGCGAAAUCGGAAUGGACGCGACUCUCGAAAAUAUAUCCGCAGCGUUAUACAAUGGCCAAUUACCAGAAGAAUGGGCCAGACUAGCGCCAGACACAAGAAAGACUUUGGGUGGAUGGAUAGAACAUUUCGAGAAGAGAAUACAACAGUACAAUAGUUGGUCCAUGACGAGCGAACCCAUAGUUCUCUGGUUAGCUGGAUUGCACAUCCCAGAAACUUAUCUAGCAGCCCUCGUGCAAAUGGCUUGUCGAAGAAAUAGUUGGUCUUUGGAUCGUUCUGUCAUGUACACAGCAGUAUCGAGAUACACCAGACCUGAGCAUAUAGAGGAAAGACCCGACGAGGGUUGUUACGUGAGUGGAUUAUAUUUGGAAGGAGCCAGAUGGGAUUUAGAAGAGCAAUGUCUCAAGAGAUCACAUCCAAAAAUCCUGAUAGAGGAAUUACCAGUGCUCAUUAUCAUUCCGGUGGAAGCUCAUAGACUUAGGCUUCAGAACACUUUUAGAACACCAGUGUACACUACUUCAAAUCGAAGAAACGCUAUGGGGGUAGGUUUGGUUUUCGAGGCGAACCUCGCUACAGAAGAACAUAUUUCUCAUUGGGUAUUGCAAGGAGUUUGUUUAGUAUUAAACACUGAUUAAAUAAUGUUAUUUAAUUAUAAGAUAACAAUAAUGGUAAUUAUUUUAUAAAGAAAGAAAUAUACAAAAACGUCUCAUGUACAGUAUAUUAGGUAUAUUAAAAAAAGUGUUUGCAAAAGUAUCUAUAUGUUAUGCAAGAUGAUUCGUGUAACUUGCAUAACUGAAGUAACUUUUAAAUUGUGCUAAAAUGUCUAACGAAAAAUUGCUUAAUGCAAAAGUUGUAUGAUUUUAAGAAAGGCAAAAUAUGAUGUAUCAAUCUUUUCGAUGAGUUUCAGAAUUUCCAAAGUCAUCUUUAUUUUUUUUUUAAUCAGACCAUAUAUUCCUUUUUAUCAUAAAUGAAUAUUAAAUUCCAAGUAAAAAAGUAUUAAGCCACGUUGAUCCUAAACCUAAUGGUUAAAGAGAUAUUUUACGAUAAUUUGUCUCUUACAUAUUAAAAUAUAUCAAAUUCGAAAUCAUUUCACUGGUAUUUGAAAUGAAACUGAGUAAAGUCAAAAUCCACGUUAUAUCAAAAAAUAUUUAUCA